Messenger RNA from Coccomyxa subellipsoidea C-169, 1119 nucleotides. RefSeq names its product rhomboid-domain-containing protein. Gene Ontology annotation, cellular component: membrane. The record is from RefSeq and is a predicted model, not a curated record. The annotation marks the transcript as partial. The transcript is spliced from 7 exons. Gene Ontology annotation, molecular function: serine-type endopeptidase activity. Lineage: Eukaryota; Viridiplantae; Chlorophyta; Trebouxiophyceae; Coccomyxaceae.
AAAUUGCUCAGAAUAUUCUUCAAGUUUGAAAGAGACUCGUCGCUUGCAUCCAAGUGCUUUCCAAGGCCAUCAGCCAUCCCUGGACAUCCCAUAUUGUCUUCACUUCCUACUCGGCAGGGGAGUUGCUGUGUAUUGUUCCAGCUUGUACACUUGUGAACUUUCAAAGCAUCAGCGAGUCAGGAAAGCGGCGUCAAAGCAUUCCAUCCGGCGAUUUGGGGAACCGGCAUGGGCCUAAAACAAGAUGACGCCCAGACAGCAAUAUGAACACUCAACAGGCCUCCAUCUCCACGCGGGUGAAGAUUUGGUUUGAUGCUAUCCCGCUAGUCACCAGGUCUGUGCUGGUUCUCUGUGUGGGAGUCUACAUCUUUGGCCUCUUGACGGGCUUUGACGACCAUGCGGCUGUCUGCCUAAACCCUCACAUCCUUGUGGAGAGGUUUCAGGUCUUCAGGCUGUUCACAUCAGCAUUCUUCCAUGCGGGGCUGCUGCACAUCGGCUUCAACAUGCUGGCAUUUGUGCCCGUUGCCAUGUCACUGGAGCGCCAACUGGGCUCCCUGCAGACCCUGCACCUGCUCCUGAUGCUUAUCCUUGUGGGCGACAUCUUCUACAUCUCAGCCUCCUACCUGGCAUCAUUUGUGCUGGCAGAUGCGCGCAGCUACCUGGCCAGCUGCGCGAUAGGUCUGUCAGGGGCAAUUUUUGGGCUGAUAGUGGUGGACAACGCAUGCAGCGGCGCGCAGACCCGCUCCAUCUUUGGCAUGUUCACAGUUUCAGCCAAGUGGUACCCCUGGGCGCUGCUGGUAUUCUGGCAAUUGCUCAUGCCGGGGGUGUCUUUCCUGGGACACCUGGGGGGUGUGUUGGCGGGGCAGGCCUACGUGUGGGGCUGGCUUCGGUGGCUGAUGCUGUCAACCUCAGCCUACCAGGCGGCGGAGGGGUGGAGGGGACUGGACUGGUGCAGGCGCUGGGACUGCUACAUCGCGCACACGGGAGCGGGGGCCCACCCCCCGGCCAUGCAGCUGCCGACCAGCUACAACGCUAGCGUGCAGGCGGACUCCGGCCUGGCCGGCGCACUGCAGCGGCCGGCUGCAUGGCUGCAGAGCACGUGGUCGUCCCCUCUGCGCGGCA